GUGCUUCGUUGAACACUGGAUUGACACCAGGGCUGGGUUCAGUUACAGCAGGCACCAGCGGACCGUGGGUGAAGGAAGAACGUCAUCGAACCUUCCAAUCAGGUGUGACUCGAACAACCCAAUGGCUCUUGCAAAUCGAAGUCUUUACUUGCUUCACAAUAAUAAUUUCCCUUAAGCAUCGGACACUUUCUUGUAGCUGUCACUUCGACCAUCAUUUCACUUUUUUUUUUGAGCACGCGAUCUUCAGUCACUACGCCCCACCAUGACCGAAUCAAUAUCGAAAGAGUUCAAUAACCUCGACCUUAAGACCGAUGCAUCAGGCAUCAGCAACCUUGGUUUAGCCAGUAACAACAGCGAAGAUCUCGAUGCUACCGUUCAAGUCCUCAUUGAUCGCUGCAAAACGCUAUAUAAGGAGGUGGAAGCUUAUGUCGAAGCAGUCAUUGAACGACAGAAGAUUACCAGGGUCCAGCAUCCAGUUGAGUACCGCAACUUGCGCAACGACUUCAAAAAUGAACUCGCAUUUCUCAAGAAGAUUGCAAACACGCCCAUGGCCGAGCAGAAGAUUCGUCACUAUAUCGUUUCUUCGAACCUGACCUACUAUGAGGCACUAUGGGGCGCCGCCAAACGAUCAUGCGGCUUGCAAGCUUUUCGCAAAUACUACUUCUGGGACCGACACAAAGCGCCAGCUGGAAAACGCACGCUUCAAGGCCUUAGUCUUGGAAAGGGAGGCGUAGGCAAAUGGAAGACUGCAGCUCUGGUCGACAUCGUUGCGGAUGAAGGCAGAGAGUGGAUCCGCGUGUCGACCGUAUCCGAGAAACGGAUCAUCUUUGACCUCGCGAAGCUGGGGUGGGUUAACGACUCAGACUCAGACGACGACAUGCCUCAGGCGCGACCAAGCGAUUGGGAGGAUGAAGAUGACGAGGACCAGGUCGACGUUGUAAGGAAUGCACGCGAGCUUGCGCGAGCUGCGCGAGCCAAUCCCGUACGAGGGCGACCACCAAAAGUGCGCUUCGUGCUUACACGUAUCGUGGCUGGGAAGACAAAAGAAGUGGACGGCAUCAUUGCAAAGAUCCGGGCGACUAGUGCGAUCGUGCAAUGUUCUGAGGAUAUACCACCCACGCAGCCUCUACAGGCGGUUCUGAACAAUCUACUGGUGGACCAAACCCGCGCACUCUCCGAGAUACUAAACAUCGACUGCACCAUUCUGCUCGCUCUCAUCUCCGACAUCUCACACAAGCCCUGUCCGAUUCUCGAUUGGUAUCCUGACGAGGUCCAAACUCAGAUAAAGGAAGAAGCUGGCGAGAACCUGUUGCCGACCCAUCUAUAUCCUGCGAUCGGCUCGCACUCCAUGGUCUGCACACAGGAAGCCGCGGAUCAGAUGAAUCUGAUCGUGGACACGCUUGCCACUGACGAGGAAAAGCGGAGAGCUCAGUUGCUGAUUGCACAAGGGGACUGCCAGGGACGCCCGUCCGAGGAUCUUGUCGCAGAGUGGGCCUCCAUGUCCGAUCACCCAGUUCCAGCCGGCUUCACACUUCCUAUCCGCGUUAUACCGAGUAAUAUCGACACGGUCGCCACACGGCUACCUGCCGCUGCACGCAAACUCCAAGACGAGAUGAGUCGGUUGAACGCCUCUAUAUUCUUCUAUGGUUGGGCUGAGGGUAUCACCACGCUGAGCUCGAAUCGUGCGCGAGCCCGCCAGAUCGAAUACGCGAUCAACCAACACGGUCUUGAGGAUGGAGAGGCUGGUCCGCAUAUAUGGCUAUGCGGCGAGUCGAGAAGCCUGAUCGCGAAACACGGGCGCAGGCGGUAGGGACGUCCAAUGGGUGUGCGAGAGCAGUCUGACUUUGGCCAAGAUGAUCCAGACUGAUCGAGGCAUUCGUGGUUGCUCUGGAGCGAAGGGUAAGCCUCAUCUAAGUGUCA
Macroventuria anomochaeta is the source of this 1920-nucleotide messenger RNA. RefSeq lists its product as uncharacterized. The coding region runs from base 263 to 1810 and encodes 515 amino acids. The record is from RefSeq and is a predicted model, not a curated record. The transcript has a single exon. Lineage: Eukaryota; Fungi; Ascomycota; Dothideomycetes; Pleosporales; Didymellaceae.